GUUUAAUAAAAUUGACUUCGCAGUUUGAUGAUGCAUUUUUUUGGUAUUGCAUAUAAUGAUGCAAGUGACUCUUUCAGGAUAGCUAUAAAUACGAAUGAAAAAACAACAUUUCCAAGCAGUUAAAGCUCGACGAGCGUUCCCAUGUUGGGACGAACCAGCAAUAAGGACUACCUUUAAUAUUUCGAUAAACUGUCAUAAGAAUUAUAUCGUUAUAUCGAAUACGAUGGCAGAAACGUUUUUUGUACAAGGUGAUAUGAAAUGGUCGGUUUUCCGUACUACUCCUGCAAUACCCACUUAUCUUGUAGCAAUUUCAUUAAUGAAUUCCAAUUAUAAUAAUCAUAUUAAAUAUAAGAUCGGCCAUUGGUACUACAGACGGGAUUUGGAACCGGAAGAAGAUAUUUAUAAACAGGAAUUAGAUCAUAGUAUGAAAAAAAUAAAUAUGGCACGGUUAAUAGCACGUGAAAUAAUACAUCAUUAUUUUGGUAAUUACGUUAGUCCGUCUUGGUGGUCUCACUUCUGGUUGAAUGAUGGUAUUGCUAUGCUACUUGGAAUUCAUGUUAUUGAAAAGCGCCUGCAAUAUUACGAUAUGUUGUUACUGAUGAAGUGUUUUGGAAUGCUACUAAAUUGUAUUCAAAAAGACAUGCAACUGGAAGAUUGGAUAAUAGUUAACUCUCAACAAACUGGAUAUUAUCGCGUUAAUUAUGAUACUACGAAUUGGAUACGUAUAGCAGAUUUUCUGCAAAUGAAUCAUACAAUGAUACAUGUUUUGAAUAGUGCUCAAAUAAUCGAUGAUGCAUUUCAUCUUAUGGAAGCAGGUCAACUCAGUGCCAAUAUAUUCUGGGAACUCACGUCUUAUUUAUGGAAAGAAACAGAUUACAUUGCAUAGUAUCCUAUGUUUAAAGCUCUUGAAUACAUGUCAAGUUUCUUUCCAUUACAUAGGAACGAAGUUGUAAAAAUAAAGACAAAAAUAUCUCAUCUACUAUAUACGUUGCUUUUAAACAUCGGAUAUGAUUCCAAUACACAUAAUGAUGAAAAUCAUAAUGUAACAAUGGAUGAUGAAUUUCUUCAAUAUUUAAAACAAGAGGCCGCAAGAUGGGCGUGUACUUUAGAUGUAACUCAUUGCCUCGAUGCAGCCCAAAGUAAAUUGAAACAGCAUCUUGAAGAUUCUGAAACGAACAAACUUCUACCAUGGUGGAAAGAGGGACUUAUUGUAAUGGUAUAGUUACGGCAAAGACUCUAUUAUGGUCAAAAGUAUUUCGAAAAUUAAAUCUCGAGACGGAACCCGAUUAUGCGGUUUUAAAAGCUUUGACUUGCUGUCAAAAUUCUCAUCUGAUCGAAAUAUAUUUGCAAACAGUAGAAUCAGAAUAUAAUCUAAUAAAGUAUAUU
This is a messenger RNA of Pogonomyrmex barbatus (red harvester ant), 1386 nucleotides long. Its product is annotated as aminopeptidase N-like. Lineage: Eukaryota; Metazoa; Arthropoda; Insecta; Hymenoptera; Formicidae. The record is from RefSeq and is a predicted model, not a curated record.